GAUUAAUGCCUGUAAUAUAUUUACAAAUCCAAUAAAAGCAGGAAUGUUUCCAUCACUGAAUUAAUGUAGUGUAGUACAUCCAGAGACAUUAUUUAUAUUUUGCCCGGAUUUGAUCUAUUGUUGCAGACAAAUGUGUUGGUCUCACUGGUAAAUAUGUGCAAAAAGCCUGGAAAUAAAUUUUCAAUCACAAAAGCUAAAUUUUGCUAUAUUUUAGAAAAUGUAACUUUUUAUCCCAUGAACCCAGAGGCGGUCCUAGCCUCUCUGACGCCCCCAUUCCCCCACCCUGCAACAAAGUUGUUGCUUGGGGGGCACUUAAGAGUUGGGGCAUUUGAGGACCGGAUGGGAGAAGAAGGAAGUGCUCGCUUAUGCCGACCCCCAUAAGAUGCCACUCUGGGCUUUCGCCCAUGUCGCCCAUAUCGAAAGCCACCACUGCCGGUACCUCUACCAUUACCUUUAAAAAAAUAAAUGUAACCAAACCUUUAUAGCUUAAACGUUACUUUUAAGUUGAUCUGAUUUCUUGCAACUUCCUAUUAGUGAUUCAGGAGUUCCUUUUUCCUGGGAAAAAUCUGAAUAUAAUGUGACACAGUGAACUAUUUCUUUCAAUUAUUUUCCAUUACGCUGAAUCAGGAUCCUGUGGAGGAUUGUUGUGCCGUAGUUCCUAAAAAACCAAUCAAAAUCCUGGAAAUCCCCUCAGACGAGGCGUGCUAAGAUCAGCAGCAAACAGGCUCUUCUUUGACACAGAUUUAUCUUCAUCCUAAUGGGUCUCAUCCUGUCUGCCUGGCUGAACGGCCCAGCGGCUGACGGAGUCCCCUCUUCUUCAUCAGCUUUCCCUCCGCUGGCCGUCCCAACCUCGUCCAGAGUCGCCCUCAUCCUGAACUCCUCCGCAGUGUCUCCAGGAGACAGACGCUCACACUGGAGCUCGCAGCACCACUCUCCUCACUUCCAGCUCUCUCAAUGCAAGCAGGAAGUGACACGAGCACCUGCCGAGCUCAGCAGCGAUGGGGUCAGGGCCGAGGUGGGGGUGGAGAGUGGGCUCCAUGUGUGGGAGGUAACUUGGAACCCUGAGCACAGAGGAAGUCAUGCAGUCAUAGGAAUUUCGAGGCAGGACUGUCCUCUGCAAGACUCGGGUUAUAAAGUUCUGGUGGGUGGAGAUUCCCUGUCUUGGGGAUGGGAACUACAAACCAAUCAGCUCUGGCAUGGUGGAGAAACUCUGGCGUGUUUUCCGUGUGAAAGGAGGGGGUCUCUUAGAUUGAAAUCCUCAAACUCACUGCACAGCAAAGAGACAGAUGCACCACUCCGUAUUCCUGAACGCGUCCAGCUGGUCCUGGAUGCUGAUGCGGGGACUCUGGGGUUUGCUGUCCAUGGCAGCUUCCUGGGUGUUGCAUUCAGGGACCUUCCUCCUGGAGUGGAACUGUUCCCAGCAGUAAGCAGCGUGAGAGGAGGAGCACGGAUUGUAUUGCGCUAUCUGAAUGGAACUACACGUAAUCCUCCUGCCCUGAAGGCUCUGUGUGGACUAUCAAUUCUGCAGAAUUUAGGGCAACAAGGGCAGAACCAAGUGGACAAACUGCCUCUACCACCUUUACUCCAACACUACCUGCUUUCCUCUUUCUAACUCCCUUGCAAAUUUACAUGCAAACGCUUUUGCAUUUUCUUUUAAAUACAUUUGUUUGCAUUGUUUGUACAAUACAAACAAGUUGUUUUUACUGUAUUGUAUCAACUAUUUAUUGAUAGUUUUAUAAUUGAGAAACUCACUUUGGAUAAUGGUAUUUAAAAACCUUCACACAAGCCUGAUAAGGACUCCUUCAACUACAAACACAUGUAAAUAGUCUGAAUGUUUGUUUUAAUAAACCAGACUUGCGGAUACAUAAACCCUUUCCAGGUAUCAGAUCUUUCUUUUUUCCUUUUACUUCUGAAAUAUUAAAGCACUGUCAGUACGGCCUGUUCAAGCUGGUAGAUUGAAAUGUCACACUAAGCUUAAAAACAGUCAUGCUGAAAACAAUAUUCCUAAAUUGUUGAAAUUGAUUUUAAUACUUUGAAAACGGAAACAAAUGUGAUUUCAGGUUGUGAUCCAGAAAAUGCAACUUUGAUGAGUUGUAAGAAACAUCCAAUGAUGAGUGCAAGUGUAAUAUGUUGUUUAUUUUACAGCAUAUUUAUUUGUUCACGCUAUUGAAAUGAUUAAAACUGAAAAGUUCUAGUUUUCUUAAUGUAUUAUUCUUCCCUAAAUGUCAUCGAAUUCAUAGUUUUAAAUUAAGUUAAGCACAAAAUUAUCCACACCUGGCAGAUUUAAAUUUCAUAUUGUUUUCUUUCCAUCAACAAGUGCAUUUCUGAUGUGAAAUAAGACAGGUAUGUCUCAAGAGGCAAUAAAACAAUGUAUACGGGGUAUCAGCUUUGAAAAACAAAACAAACAAUGUUUACAUUUUAAUAAAAAAAAUCACUUGUCAAAAAUGAUUUACACUGAUUUCCAUAAUCGAUGGUAAAAUAUUCAUUGGCAAUUAAUUAAUAAUUAAUCCUUUUUGUUAGUUCUUAUUACUGCUGGCCACCUCAUCCUCUUCCCACUGGUUCAAAUUCCAGUUCAAGCCUGAACUUUGACUGGGCCACUCCAAAAUGUGGGCCAGUCAAAAUUUUUAUUUUGAACUUAUCUACCAAUUUCUGCCAUCCAAACAUGCAUGUAUAUUGAUGCUGACAUGUCAUUUCUGUGUCACUGUUUGUUUUAGGUAAAACUUGAUGGUGCAAUUAUUACUCCAUCAGUAUUUGAUGAACUGUGUCUGAACCGCUAUUGUUAUACUAAAUGAUUUGAACACAUUUCAUUUAGUUGUAGUCUGGAUAUUUUUUAUGUGUAAAACAAAUUGUGCAAAGACAAUAAAAGCUUCAAAAUUGGAGAACAGAGAGUGAAAUUCA
This is a messenger RNA of Xiphophorus hellerii (green swordtail), 2898 nucleotides long. Its product is annotated as SPRY domain-containing SOCS box protein 2. Gene Ontology annotation, molecular function: protein binding. Gene Ontology annotation, cellular component: SCF ubiquitin ligase complex. Gene Ontology annotation, biological process: proteasome-mediated ubiquitin-dependent protein catabolic process; intracellular signal transduction. Bases 758 to 1612 code for a protein of 284 amino acids. Lineage: Eukaryota; Metazoa; Chordata; Actinopteri; Cyprinodontiformes; Poeciliidae. The record is from RefSeq and is a predicted model, not a curated record. The transcript has 3 exons.